AUGCAUGACUUUGGACAGGUCACUGAGGUCUACGGGAGAGGAGAGGCCUCGAGAGGUGAGCUCGUCUCGUGCGUCUCAGAGCAGGUCGGAGUCAAGCAUCUCACCACGGCUUCCACUCCUCCUUCCCGCCUCCUCUCCCUCCCUCCCCCUCCCCUCCUCUCCCCCUCCCCCUCUCCUCUCUCCCUCCCUCCCCCCUCCCCCCUUUCCCCUUUCCCCCCCGAUAUCUGUAGGUGCAUAGAGGAAGAGCCUCAGAAGCUGCUCCAAAAGGCGUACCGCAAGUUUCGUGAUCGAAUGGCGGCGCGGAGUCUGCGCAAGCAGCAGCGGGUAUGUGUAUAUGAGCCAGCAGCAGCAGUGGGUGGGGAGCCAGAGCGGCCAGUGGCCUUGCCUCAAGAAACGAGGCUAGCAGCAAGUGUAACUGCCUUGCGACUGUUCGCUGCUGCUAGAGCGUUGGGCCGGGCAUGGCGUGCUGUGGGGCUGACGACGUGUCCCUUUGCUUGCUGCUGCAGGGCGCCACUCAAGGAGGGUCGCGCAGUGGACGGUCGUGCUCUGGAGAGUGGUGCUGCGGGGGGUGGUGCUUUGACUGGGGACAGCAGCAACGAUGGUGGGGAUGUUCGGCGUGGCUUGCAGCAAAUGGGUGCUGGUCCCACCACUGGGAAGCAUGACGAGAACACCCCUCCGCAGUCCGAAUGGGACAGAUCCCAGGCAUUCAAGCGGGCGAGGAGGGACUCCGACUCGGGGUCGAUCAGCAUUGACAUCUUCGAGGAUGAGGAGCUGAGGAGCCCUUCGGCUACGAAUAGGAUGCGCAGGGGGCUGGGGGGAGGCGCGGCAAGGAGGAGGGUGCUGCAGCCGCGGGUGGAGGUGGAGAGGGACCAAGACGGGCAUGCAGAGGUGGCACGGGAAAGAGUGCGGGGCGAGGUGGGGGCUCGUCAGGGCUCGUCUGAAGCAGAAUCUGCUUCAAACACAGGGCCAUGCCAGGAGCAGGAGACGAGCUUCGAGGAGCAGCGCUAUCUAUACUGGCUGCGCCACAGGAACCUGCCUCCACCGCUCUACAUGCACGCCACACCACUCUCAACCUCUCGGUCAACCUUGGAAACCCAUCCAAAUCCCACAGCCAACCCAGGGCCUUCAAUGGCAGAUGGCUCGCCAGACUUCUCAUCAGCUGCAGCAGAUAGAGCAGAGUCAGGGAGUGGCAGGCAGGGAAGGGAGGGUACAGGGGAAGCAAGAAUGGCCGAGGAUGUAGGGGAAGAGAGAGCAGAGGAGGAUGCAGGGACAGGGGGUUGUGAGCAGCGGAGUGCGGCUGGUGAAGGGGAAGCUAGGGGUGGGGAGGCGGAGGGGGGCGAGAGGGGCGCGGGCAAGCGUGGGCGGAGGAAGAGGGGGAGUAAGGGGGAGGAGGAAGUGGAGGGGAGUGGGCUCACCGGGGGGUUGAGUGAGCUAGGCAUGGAGGAGGAGAGGGUGCAGGGGUUCAGGCAGAUGCUGCUACAGCAGAGGGGACACGCUGGGGCUGCUGGACCUGCUGGUGGUGGUGCUGGUGGUGGUGGUGCUGAUGCUGGUGGUGGGAGAAUCGAGGGGGAUUUCCUCUCAUUUGAUCACACGGUGCAUGCGCAGAAUGAUCCCACAGUAGUCUGCAGGCGCUUUCCCCAGCAUUCCAGGGUGCCCACCUUUCCAGCGGGCCCGCCCCAGCAGGUCAACCCCUGGAGCACGUCUAUGCGGGCCUCCCUCCUUGCUGCCCUUCAGCCCCCUCUCACUAGCGAACCUGGAUACCACUGGCACUCAGACCCGCUGCACGUGCCGGCCAGGCUCAAGGCGCUGAGGGAAGGCAAAGCAGGGGAGCCCGUGGACCUGCGCCUUGGCAGCAGGAGCUACGAGGUGGAUCGGCUGCUGGGGAAGGGUGCGUAUGCAAAGGUUUAUGGAGCCACAGAGACCCCUGCUGGGGUGGCAGACGCGGCCACAGAGAGCACUGUGGUGUUCCGCACUGUGGCCCUCAAGCUCCACUCCAAGGCAUGCCCUUGGGAGUUCUACAUAUACCGUCAGAUCCAAUUGCGAAUCGACGGCCCACAGCGGCAACUGUUUGGCGCGGCGUCUGCUUACCACGAGUUCCCCAAUGCGUCCAUCCUCACAUGCUCCCUUGGCACUAGCGGCACCCUGCAGAAGCCGGGAAAGCCAGUGCCAGAGGAGCUAUGCACGUGCCUACUGCAUGCCAUCCUCACCACCCACCCACCCCCUUCCCCACUCUCACCUCUCGACCUCACCACCCACCCCCACUCUCUCACCUCUCUUCCCCCUCAGGACGUGGUGAAUGCGUUCAAGAGGCAAGGCAAGCCGGUGCCGGAGCCGCUAAGCAAGGCAAGCUGGUGCCGGAGCCGCUGUGCGCCUGCCUUAAACUUGCACCUCGUCACGUCACCACCCAACCCCACCCACUCACCGCCCAUCCCCACCAACCGCCUCCCCUUUCAGGACGUGGUGAAUGCGUUCAAGAAGCAAGGCAAGCCGGUGCCGGAGCCGCUGUGCGCCUGCCUUAAACUUGCACCUCGUCACCACCCAACCCCACCCACUCACCGCCCAUCCCCACCAACCGCCUCCCCUUCAGGACGUGGUGAAUGCGUUCAGGAAGCAAGGCAAGCCGGUGCCGGAGCCGCUGACGUGGUGAAUGCGUUCAAGAAGCAAGGCAAGCCGGUGCCGGAGCCGCUGUGCGCCUUCUACACGGCGCAGAUGCUGCGAGCUGCGGAGGCCUUGCACGCUGCUCACAUCCUGCAUGGGGAUAUCAAGCCCGAUAACUUCCUCCUGCGGUUCGGGGCUGACAGUGAGAGUCCCAGGGAGAUGGUUGCUGCAAUCGAGGCCGGUGCACCUUCCACGGGUCUCACCCUUGUGGACUACGGCCGCAGCAUUGACAUGCGGCACUUCCCAGAAGGUUCCUCUUUCGUCUCUGACAGCGGCACGGAGAACUUCCGAUGCCCCGAGAUGGAGGAGGGGCGCCCGUGGACCACGCAGGCCGAUCUCUACGCGGUGUGUGCUACUGCCUACUGCCUGCUGCACGGGCAGUACAUGGAGGUCGAGAGGGUGCCUGCAGGGGAGGGCGGUGCCAGUGGAGCAGCGGAUGUGGACGGUUGUGAUGAUGUCGUGGCUGCUAGCUCUGAGGCUGAAAAUCUCGCACCCCGCACGCUCAACACGAGGAGUCCACGAGCUGAGCGCCAGCUGGUGGCUGCCACGGCGGGGCUGGUGCGAGACGCGGAAUUGCCCCUACUAUUCCGGGAGAUCUGCUUGAAGCAGCGCUCACUACGCGUGCAGCGGCUGAAACCUCUACCAUCGCCGCUGCAGGAGUCCGACUCUCGUCGAUCCAAGGUCGAGCACUCUACCAUCAUACGGCUAUCAGCCGCCGUCGUGCAUCCUGGGAAUCCGCCCCUUCCGCCCCGUCCGCCCCCUACGCCCCGUCCGCCCCGUCCGCCCCUUCCGCCGCUUACCAUCAGCCUUCCAUUCGAGCCAAUCAUCUCUUCAAUGGAUUCAGCUCAUUCGUCCACGCCUUCCGCCCUUUCCGCCACGAUUGACGGGACCAGCGACGCGGCGUUAGAGGAGGCCAUCUCGUCGGCGCAGACCGCCAUCGCGGGGCUCGUGCAGGCCGUCCACGUGGCAAAGCGCAAGCAGCUCCAGCUCCGCCGCCGAUCGCGGGGAACUCGAGACAACUCGACGCUCGGCGAUAAUCCCCCCGUAUCCGCCGUGACUCGCGCCAUGAACAACGGAGGAGUCAUCUGUCCAAUUCACGCUGCCUAUCCCUCCGCUCCCGGCGGGCCGCCGGGAGUAUCAUUCCACGCCAGAGAAUCCGAGUUUAUUGGCGGGUCAUAUGCGGUUCCAGGCGCUUCUGGCCGCUACUUUCCACCAGCGCAUUAUUCAUCAGGUGAUAUUCGCGCCGCGAGCUGCGGCGGCGGUGGCGGCGGCGCGAUGGGUGCUGCUGCUGCUCUAUCAGGAGGCGGCAGCAUGUGGAGCCCCGUGAUUCCCGUUCCGCCGGCAUUCGCGGCGGGGUUCCACAUGCUGCCGCCCCCAGGGGUUCCUUUCGCGUUGCCUCCGCCGCCGGCGGCCGCGCUGGCUGCUUUCCGCGGAUUCGGCGGAGCUGCUGCGCUUGCUCCGAGCGAAACUCCUGCCAGCCCCGCGCUUCUGGGGGAGAAACGGCGCCGCGGACGACCGCGCGGGUCAGGCACAGGAAAUAAGCGGAGCAAAACGAUGGCGGCGGUGGCGGUUGUAGGGGGAGAGAAGCCGCAGGUCGCGACUGCGACUGCCACUGGCAGUGGCAGUGGUCGGGCGCUGAGUGUUGGGCGCAAGUCACGCGGCGGCGAUCACCGAGCAAGCAAGCACUGCCAACGCUCCGAGUCUGCUGCGGACAGCGGCAGUGUCGGAAGUGGUAGCGCAGGAGGGGGAAGCGCUGCUGUGGAGAGCGCUGAUUCCGAGAUCUCUGCGCCAACCAUCACAGCGGCAGAUGCGGCUGGUGCGGCAGCAGCGGCGGCGGCGGCGUUGGGCGGCACGCCGGGCAGCGGGAUGUAUAAGGGUGUGCGGCAGCGGCGGUGGGGCAAGUGGGUGACGGAGAUCCGAGAGCCGAGCCGGCGGUCGCGCAUCUGGCUGGGGUCGUUUGACUCGUGGGAGGACGCCGCGCGCGUGUAUGACAUGGCCGCCUGGCUGCUGCGCGGAUCCAAGGCACAACUCAACUUCCCCCCGCCGCCUCCUCCAAAGGGCAAGUCCUGCUGUCCUGCCGCUACAGGUGCUGCAGGCGAUGCAGCUGCUGCAGGAGGCGCUACAGACAGUGCAGGCGACGCAGCCUCUGCAGGCGCUACAGCCAGCACAGCUGAAGGCUCUUCUGAGAAGACCGACCCUGCCCUGCUCCCCGUGCUGAUGCCGGCCACUACAGCCGACGCGCUGCUGACGGCGGCCCGUGGGUGUGCCACGUGGCAGGGCGCGGAGGACGCCGUUGCUGAGCUGGCAGCGGCGCUUAAGGCUGUGGAGGGCAAGGGGGGCAUGGUGGAGGUGACCGGUGGGCCGGCUGCUAGGAGGUUCGCGGCUGGAGAGUGGGUCGGGGAGCUGGUUGGCGACGGUGCGGAGGAGUCUGGAGCGGUGGAGUGCGGUGCUGAGGGGGUGCAGGAGAGCGACUUGGAAGCGGCGUUGAAGCCGCUUCUUGCUGCAGUGGAUGGGGGGAAGAGCAGUGAUUCGGGCAGUGAGAAGAGCACCGGGCCUUGCAAUAGCUUCUCUGGUAGCGACGAUGGCAACAACAGCAAUGACAUCAGCGACAGCAAUGGCGAUGGCACCGACGGUCACGAUGGUAUUGACAGGCUUCACAGCCUGGAUAGCCUGGAGUCGUUUCUGGAGGGCAGCAUCGGGAACCCUGGCACUGACACUGACGCGCACGGCUCCACGGCUCGUUCCGCAUUCUCCUUCUGGCUAGACGGCGACUGCGACCUGGACUGCAACAUGCCGUCGCUGCUGCACGAGACUCCCCUGGACGAGCCGGGGAUGAUGCAGACGGGGAUGAUGGGGAUGGGGAUGGAAUAUGAAGGCAAGAUGGCUAUGGAACAUGGGCGCAUGCUCGUGUUGGAUGAUCAUGCUGGUUUUUGCGAUGGCUUGGACAUGCUAGGCUCUGUGCCGGCUGUAGUGGGGACAGCCCAUGAGGGCCCCGGGGCUGGGGUGUUUCAGCAGCUGUCGGAGUUCACCCUGUGGGAUCUCUGA
This is a messenger RNA of Closterium sp. NIES-65, 5703 nucleotides long. NCBI's taxonomy places the organism in Eukaryota, Viridiplantae, Streptophyta, Zygnematophyceae, Desmidiales, Closteriaceae. The record is from the annotation of a GenBank genome assembly.